GUGACUAUAUUUAAUAGUAAACAAAACGUUUGAAGCGGCUUUUUUUCAAAAAAUUUGGAACGUAAAAAAUAAUUAUGGAACCGGCGUCUAACAGCACUGAAAAGUUGACUCAAGACACCAAAAAUGAUUCGCCCAGUAAAAAAGGCCGUCAUCGAAGGAAACAUAAGUAUAAUGCAAUUCGGUUACAGAUGGAAUUCUACUUUUCGGAUGCCAAUUUGUCCAAAGAUCGAUAUCUCGGCCAAUGUAUCAAAAAUGAUCCAUUUGUUGCUUUAUCCGAAUUUCUUAAAUUCAAUCGCAUCAAGAAACUUACCGAUAAUGUGGAGGAUAUUGUAACAGCUCUGAAAUGUUCCGAACUGUUACAACUGUCGGAAGACCAUAGUAAGGUUCGUAGGGUAACUCAACCCUCGGAACGUCCGAAUUGCGAAGAAUGCACCAUCUAUGUGGAAUGUCUACCCCCAAAAGCCGAUCAUGACUGGGUGCGGAAUGUUUUUUCCGCCUAUGGCAAAGUGGCGUAUGUGUCUUUGCCAAAAUUCAGAUUUUCGAAAAAAAUCAAAGAGUUUGGAUUUGUCGAAUUUGAGCAAGAAUCCAGUGUACAGAAAGCAUUGAAAACAUUUCAAGCAUUCGGGGGAGUUCUAACUUACGAAGGCACAGAACCAGAUAAGCUAGUUAGUAUUCUCAGUUUUAAUAAGGAAAAAGAAGAAGAAGAAACACAGCAGGAACCCAUCGAUCCGAACACGAACAACAAUGAGGAAGAUGAUAAGAAGGAAAAAUUCGAUACAAAAGAAAACAAAGAGUUCCUUGAGCCUCCACCGAAAAGAAUCAAAAGAGAUGAUGGCGAUAGUUCAGAUACCGAUACCAACAAAGAUAGUGGUAACGAAGAAUUUCACAGUGAAAAUGAAAGUAGUGUUGUUGGCAAGGAUGAGAAUAAGACGAGUGAAGAAACUAACAAGAAAAAGCGAAGACGUCGAAGAGGACCCAGUGGUAUAAAGAAGGAAAUCCAACAGGAUGACAAGGUGUAUGAACUCAAGAUCAUGGCAAAGAAAGAUUGGCGACGACUGCGAAAUAAAUAUUUGAAUCUACAAAGAGCGGAAGCAAAGAAGCUGAAAAAAUUGUUUAGUAACAGUACAAAAUUUAGCAAACCUAGCCAAAGUCGUACGCCGAGUCAUUCGACAUCAAUUACGAAAACAGUCAAGUCUUCACCGCGAGUCAACUUCUACGGUGCUUUGACGGACGAAGAGGCAGCAGCAGAAGCUAUCAAAUUAGAAGAACAGGACCAGCAAAACAAACAACCACUAUUCUCGUUCGAACCUGGACUUAUAGUGAACAUAAAGUUUCGAGUUCCUUGCGCCAAUAUUAAAGAUUUCAAAGCGGAACUGAAACAGUUCACAUAUGUCAAAUAUAUCGACCUGAAGGAAGGUGAUAUGGAAACAUUCGUACGAGUUGACAAACCUAGCUCGGCCAACCAGCUGGUAAAAGAAUACGGCAUGGCAGAGUACAGUGCUCAGAUAUUGAGUGGCGAAAAUGAGAAAACUUAUUGGGAUAAAAUCAAGCGAGAUCGAGAGGAAAAGCUCAACAAGAAAGUCAAGGUAGAAAAACUACGCGGCCGCACAAAACUAAUGAAAAAAGUGAAUACCCACAUCAAAUUUGAGGAUGACGAUUGACGUGAAAUAUAUUGUACGUAAAGGUUCAAUAAAUGGAAAUAGUUCGAAAAUCAUGCUGCAGUAUGUUCAUCUACUACUUUAACCUAAUGUCCAUGUAAUUUU
Malaya genurostris is the source of this 1763-nucleotide messenger RNA. RefSeq names its product la-related protein 7 (gene Larp7). The coding region runs from base 75 to 1661 and encodes 528 amino acids. Gene Ontology annotation, molecular function: mRNA binding. Gene Ontology annotation, cellular component: nucleus. The transcript is spliced from 3 exons. Lineage: Eukaryota; Metazoa; Arthropoda; Insecta; Diptera; Culicidae. Gene Ontology annotation, biological process: RNA processing. The record is from RefSeq and is a predicted model, not a curated record.